Molecule: messenger RNA, 631 nt
Organism: Suhomyces tanzawaensis NRRL Y-17324
Lineage: Eukaryota; Fungi; Ascomycota; Pichiomycetes; Serinales; Debaryomycetaceae
Exons: 1
Coding region: 132-455 (107 amino acids)
Source: RefSeq, a predicted model, not a curated record
GAAGACCACCAAGCGAGAGUGCAGACUUUUCGGGCCUUGGAGCCUGGAGUGUCCGUAAACUGGCAAAAGCCCCAUACUUGAGCUGCACACGUGACAAGUUAGUUGGAACGGUCCGAGCCUGUCCCACGUUAAUGCUGGGGCACGAUCCGAAUUGCCUAAUUGGUACUGACAGUUUAGGCGAUGGAUCUAGCACAGGACAGAAAGACGGUGGCUGUAGCGUUCAUCCAGCAAGUAUAAAACAAAUACACAUAUCUCGCUAUAUACAACUUGUAGUGUCCACUGCCCGCUGCCCGCUGCCCGCUGCCCUGCUGGAAACACUCUACGGUGGUGGUAUGCCCAACAGACUCGGACCCAGGCGUUAUUUGUCAGAUCCAUCACGCUUGUGGCACGCACUGGCCAUGGCUCACAACGAAGCCUGCCUCCAAUCCCAGCUGUCCUCCAAGCCACUCGAGUAGUAGUCUGCUGUCCCACGAGAGAACCUGCCUGUUAUCGUUCCUAACGUACUACGCGACCUCCUACUUCACCCUCCUGAUCAUCCCAUUCUCGCAGGUGCUGCCCCUAAUUUCGCACUUUGGCUCAGUCCCCGGAUUACAUAUCCAAAAUCACCAGACGGUACCAAGCUUGAUCACCA